AUGAGUGAUGGGGUGUGGAUCAUGCUUAGUCCAGCAGAGUUUGCUCAGCUGCAGCAAUAUUCUGAAUAUUCUACCAAGAAAUUGAGAGAUGUUUUGGAAGAGUUCCAUGGGGACGGUAUUCUGUCAAAAUAUAAUCCAGAACAAAAGCAAGACACUUUGAACCAACCUAUUGACUAUGAGGGGUUCCAGCUCUUUAUGAGAACAUAUCUGGAGGUGGAUAUUCCAGAAGAGCUCUGUGAGCACCUCUUCAUGUCCUUCAAAAGAAAAGUUGGCCAAUGUUCUCUCGAGAACCAGCAGCAAAGUUCCAGUAUUUCACAGCUGAGCAACCUUGAAUCCAAGACUCUUGAUACAGGUAUAUCCAUCCAGACAGAAGUUGCUUGUGCUCCUGUUACAGGGAUCAAUGGGAAAACUCUUCUAAGUGCCAUGGGAAGGCAUACCCCUGAAUCCAAAUGUCCCCAGACAAAUCUAGCAGAACCACAAUCAGCAUCUCUCAGUCCUAUUCCACCAUCCAACAUCAAUGUCCUUGGGAAUGCCUCACCUAGCUGGUCCAGAUCAUCAUCACAAAAAUCCACUGCUGGUAACCCUUCUGCUCACAACUCCUCAGGGUCCUCCAAGAUUUCCUCAGGUUCACUGCUUACUCCACAAUCUCCAGGUUCCAAAAGUUUGGACAAGAAACUUCCAUUCAACCUCCGAAAGAGUAACAUCUCCCUGAAAACAGCCAGUUCACACCCACCAGCCCCUUUGGCUCAGGUAGUCUACCUGAAGGACAUUGUCUGCUACCUGUCACUGCUGGAAAGGGGACGGGCUGAGGAUAAGCUGGAGUUUAUGUUUCGCCUCUAUGAUACAGAUGGCAAUGGCUCCCUGGACAGCUCGGAGCUGGAUCGUAUUAUCAAUCAAAUGGUACAUGUAGCAGAAUAUCUGGAAUGGGACUCUACAGAAUUAAGGCCAAUUUUGAAAGAGAUGAUGGAAGAAAUAGACUAUGAUCAUGAUGGAACUGUGACACUUGAAGAAUGGAUUCGGGGUGGUAUGACUACCAUCCCUCUGCUCGUUCUCCUAGGCAUGGAAACAAAUAUAAAGGAUGAUGGCCAACAUGCUUGGAGGUUGAAACAUUUCAAGAAGCCUGCCUACUGCAACUUUUGCCGCACUAUGUUACUGGGAGUUAGGAAGCAAGGCUUGUGCUGUUCCUUUUGUAAAUAUACUGUCCAUGAAAGAUGUGUGUCCAAAGAUAUUGCUCCUUGCAUCAGUACUUAUGUAAAAUCCAAGAGAAAUACAAAUGUUAUGCAGCAUACAUGGAUUGAGGGCAAUUCUCCAGCCAAGUGUGAUCGGUGUCAUAAAAGCAUCAAAUGCUACCAGGGAAUUACCGGACUACAUUGUGUAUGGUGCCAAAUCACACUUCACAACAAAUGUGCCUCACACGUGAAACCUGAAUGUGAUGGUGGGCAUCUCAAAGACCACAUCUUGCUGCCUUCCCAGAUCUGCCCAGUUGUUCUGGAUAGGCAAUCCCACUCACGAAGAUCAGAGAGUGAAUCACCAUCCAGCACCACCCCCGAGGAUACAAACAUGAUCUUCAGAUACAAUACUACUACAGUGGAUGGACAUGGACUGCAGAUCACGCCUAUGCUAGGGACACACCCAUUGCUGGUAUUUGUGAACCCCAAGAGUGGAGGAAGGCAAGGAGAAAGGGUACAUAGGAAAUUCCAUUACAUACUCAAUCCCAGACAAGUUUACAACCUGGAUCGUGGAGGACCUAAUCCUGGAUUAAAUUUUUUCCGUGAUGCCCCAGACUUUCGUAUUUUGGCUUGUGGAGGGGAUGGGACGGUUGGAUGGAUCCUGGAUUGCAUAGAUAAAAUGAACUUAGCAAAGCACCCUCCUGUGGCUAUCCUGCCAUUGGGAACAGGGAAUGAUCUUGCCCGUUGCCUCCGAUGGGGAGGAGGUUAUGAAGGAGGCAACCUAAUAAAAAUACUUAAAGAUAUUGAGCACAGUACUGAGGUAAUGCUGGAUCGAUGGCAAAUUGAUGUCAUACCCAAUGACAAAGAGGAAAACGGAGAUCCUGUCCCAUACAGCAUCAUCAACAACUAUUUUUCCAUAGGAGUAGAUGCAUCCAUUGCACAUAGAUUCCAUUUGAUGAGGGAAAAGCAUCCUGAAAAAUUCAAUAGCAGAAUGAAGAAUAAAUUGUGGUAUUUUGAAUUCGGCACAACAGAAACAUUUUCAGCCACUUGCAAGAAGCUUCACGACUAUGUAGAGAUUGAGUGUGAUGGAACAGUUUUGGAUCUGACUAGCACUUCAUUGGAAGGAAUUGCAGUCCUCAACAUUCCCAGCAUGUAUGGUGGCUCCAAUCUUUGGGGGGAAACCAAGAAACAGCGCAGCUAUAACCGCAUGAGCAAGAAAAUACCUGAAAAGUUGCAAUACUCGGUGGUUACUGAUGCCAAGGAGCUCAAAUUUUGUGUGCAAGAUCUUAGUGAUCAGCUCUUGGAAGUUGUUGGUCUUGAAGGGGCAAUGGAAAUGGGACAGAUCUAUACUGGACUGAAAAGUGCUGGAAAGAGAUUGGCCCAGUGUUCCUCUGUUGCCAUCAGAACAACCAAACUAUUGCCCAUGCAAGUGGAUGGAGAGCCUUGGAUGCAACCACCUUGUACAAUUAAAAUAACCCACAAAAGCCAAGUGCCAAUGUUGUUAGGACCUCCCCAAAAGAGCAGCUUUUUCUUCCUGAGGAGAAGAAACUGA
Protobothrops mucrosquamatus (brown spotted pit viper) is the source of this 2721-nucleotide messenger RNA. It is a transcript of the gene DGKG, whose product is annotated as diacylglycerol kinase gamma. The record is from RefSeq and is a predicted model, not a curated record. The transcript has 26 exons. Gene Ontology annotation, molecular function: ATP-dependent diacylglycerol kinase activity; calcium ion binding. Gene Ontology annotation, biological process: intracellular signal transduction; lipid phosphorylation; diacylglycerol metabolic process. The coding region runs from base 1 to 2721 and encodes 906 amino acids. Lineage: Eukaryota; Metazoa; Chordata; Lepidosauria; Squamata; Viperidae. Gene Ontology annotation, cellular component: plasma membrane.